This is a messenger RNA of Mucor velutinosus, 828 nucleotides long. RefSeq names its product putative protein kinase. NCBI's taxonomy places the organism in Eukaryota, Fungi, Mucoromycota, Mucoromycetes, Mucorales, Mucoraceae. The transcript is spliced from 3 exons. The coding region runs from base 1 to 828 and encodes 275 amino acids. The record is from RefSeq and is a predicted model, not a curated record.
AUGGCUUCAUUACCUGAUCCUCUUGCCACUGCUAGCGGCCCCAUCUCAGCCUAUAUGAGCGGCCAUGAGAGCGCCAAUUUGGCUUAUGUCAAGUAUUUCGCAAAGAAAGAAGACGCUGUCAGCGCUACAUUUAAGAGUCUCAAUUCGCAAGGCUUCCUUGUCGCUUACAAAAAGGCGGAUGGUUCAGAGCACGAGGCAUUCAUUGAAUACAAUGCUCCUGUCUCGAAACGCGAAGAUUUAAGACCUGUAUUAGAAGCCAUGGCAAAGGAAGCUGAAUCAGCUUUGGGCAUGCCUAGUUCACUUGACAGACCUCCACCUUUUCACGCAUUGAUGAAGGCAGCCGAGAUUGAAGAUGCUCAAAAGGCAGAAAUUGGUAAGCUCCAAGAGGAUAAGGAUGCCGAAGCUUCGGCAGCCAUUGCUUCAGCAGCCGUUGGCGAUAUAUUUGGUUCAAGCCCCUCCUCGGUGCCAUUAGAUGUAUUUUAUCCAGCAGAUAGAUUUUGGCAGUUUGCUAUCGCUGUUGGCAUGGGAACCACCGCAUUGCUGGGCUAUGCUUCUGAUGAGUUUUUGGCACGACUUUUGUCAUCCCCUGUUGUAUCUUUCCGCAACUAUCUCACGCCUGAAUUGAUUCAAUCUAUAUUCAAGUGGGCAUCGAUUACACAUGCAGCAGAAGGUGUCAGCGCUUUGCUUAUUUGCUUAAAGAGAGGCUGGUACAGCCCUGAAAACACGCUCAAAUGGACAGUCAGCACUACCUUGUAUGGUGUAGCAUCCAUGUCAAAAUUGCUAGGCCAUGGAAAGAAGGUAAAAAGAGCAACAAAGAAGGUGAAUUAA